Molecule: messenger RNA, 4780 nt
Organism: Melanotaenia boesemani (Boeseman's rainbowfish)
Lineage: Eukaryota; Metazoa; Chordata; Actinopteri; Atheriniformes; Melanotaeniidae
Gene: chs1
Product: chitin synthase 1
Exons: 35
Coding region: 133-4395 (1420 amino acids)
Cellular component (GO): cell septum; cell periphery
Molecular function (GO): chitin synthase activity
Source: RefSeq, a predicted model, not a curated record
UGGUGAACUGAAGUUACUUAUUUGAAAAGAGACUCAAUCACAAUCACUGCAGACUUGAAGAAAAGAUCCAAUCAAUAGAAGAUAUAACAAGAUCCCAAGGUCCCCGCUGAGGCGGUGGAGUAGAUAAGCACAAUGGAGGACAUAAGAUAUCGAGGAAAGAAAAGAGAGGGAAGACACAGGGACACAUGGGAUCCAUUCCAGCUAAACCCUAUUGGAGCGGAGAAGGAGAAGAAGCAACACUGUCUUCUGGUGGCCCAGUACAUGGUGGCUAUUUUUGUGGGCAUAGCCGUGUUGGUCAGUGCUGUUGUUGCUAAGGGCUCUCUUUUGGUUCUGUCAACAUUGUCCAGUUCAAGUUCUAUGCGCAGCGAUAAGGAAAGACAGUUCUACAGGCUGAUGCUGGUCUUCUGCCUGGUGUGCCCCAACUUCCUGGUGUUUAUGAAAUCCCUGUGGCGAUGUGCCUUCAAGAGCUUUGUGAAGCCCAACUUGAGGACCAUGUCAUUUGUCUGUGCCAUUGAAUGUCUGGUGUCUCUUGGUACUUCAGUCCUGGUCCUCGUUGUUAUGCCGCAGUUUGACGUGCUAACUAACCUCUUCAUCAGUGGGGGAGUCUGUAUUGUCUCUGCAAUACUGCAGAUCGUAUUCAGACUACAAAGAGAAACCUGGAAAAUUGUGUUCCCAGUCUGCUCCCUCAUUCUCACAGUGGCUGGUUACUGCCUCCUUGCCCUCGACUACUAUGUCCGUGUGACAUCGUAUGUGGAAAAUCAAACUUAUGAGUGCUACAUUUAUGUGGGAAUUGGAAUUUUCUCUUCACUUCUAAUCUCCCUCUGCUGGUGGGAAAAUCCAUUGCAGGCUUCAAACAACAUGCAGGAAACUCUGUCAGAAUUAGACGGUUUCAGGGAUUUUGUCUUUGUCAUCAGCAGCAUUCUGAGGAUAUUGGUGAUAGGGGCAGUAUACCUGAUCUACUAUGUGCUCAUUGACAAAUCCAUCAUCUGGGCUAACUUUAACCUCCAAGGCGAUGAAUGGGAACUCCUGCAAACUGGACUGGUGCUGUUUUUCUUACAGGCUUUCUGCUCAGCAGCCUGUCACUGGUUUGGUGUAGUGGCCUGUAAGAUCCAUGCUGUCAGGAUGAGUUUUGCGCUACCAGUAUGCUGCACAGGACCGUCAGUGCUGCUGUUGGGACUGAUACUUUUCAUCACCCAGGCACAAUCACUGGCUGGUGCAGAGCAAGGGAGCAUCACAGAUUUUUGUGAAAGCUUGAUCCACCUGAGCAAUAAAAAUACAACUCCUAUGGCUUUACUUGAGGUUACCAGGAGCAUCUGUCGGACGUCACUCAACAGCUACUACUUGCAGUGGCCUUUUUCAAUGCUGGCACUGGAGGGAGUGUGUAUGUGGUCAGGCUUUGUCACAUGUACCUACUACGUAUGGAAGAUCAAGGUCCAGCGCAUUGAAAGGACCUCUCAGCUUUUUGUCCGUCGACUCUAUGAAUCUGCUUUCAUCGAUCUGUCUCUUCUGCUCAACACCAAGAUGAAGCUUCCAAAAGCACAAAACUAUGAGAACCAAGAUGAGCUCCAGAAAACUGUGAUCUAUCUUUGUGCUACCAUGUGGCAUGAGACCUAUGAUGAAAUGCUGAAGAUUCUCACAUCCAUGUUCAGGUUGGACCGCUAUCGAGGUGAUCCAAAGGAGGACCACAAGGACUGUUUUGACUUUGAGAAUCACGUUUAUGUGGACGAUGCCUUUAUGACCGAAGAAGGCACAGGAAAGAGGCUGGUCAAUUCCUAUGUCAAUGACUUGAUCCACGUAGUAUUAGAGGUUUAUAGGGUGUUUACCAACAAAGAGCCAGAUGAAGUGUCAAUCGUUGAGACUCCUUAUGGUGGAAGGCUGCUGUUUGUCUUGCCAGAAGGCAACAUGCUGUUUGUUCACCUAAAAGACAAGAAACUAAUCCGGAACAAAAAACGAUGGUCCCAGAUAAUGUACAUGUAUUAUCUGCUCGGCUGGAAGGGCUACAUCUCCAAGAACCCUCAAAAGAUCCCAAGGCAGAACAACACUAGAGACAGUUUGGUCUCUAUGGAUGGUGAGAUUUUCUUAAAUCCUCAGUAUGACAAUGACAGCAAGAGAAAAUUGAUCUCAGAUGACAACACAUACAUCCUGGCUCUGGACGGGGACACAGACUUCCAACCUAAAGCAGUGAUUCUGCUUGUUGACAGGCUGAGGAUGUAUGACAAUGUAGGUGCAGCAUGUGGUAGAAUCCAUCCUACUGGCAUGGGACCCAUGGUGUGGUACCAGAAGUUCGAAUACGCAGUAGGCCACUGGCUUCAGAAGACAGCUGAACAUGUGUUUGGCUCCGUGUUGUGUAGUCCGGGAUGUUUCAGUCUGUUCAGGGGGUCUGCCAUAAUGGAUGACAAUGUUUUGAAGAGGUACACAACAACUGCAACAAGAGCUUCAGAAUAUGUGCAAUAUGACCAAGGGGAGGAUCGCUGGCUGUGUACUUUGCUACUGCAACAAGGAUGGCGAGUCGAAUACAACGCUGCAUCAGAUGCAUACACCAACUCACCACAGGAGUUCAAAGAGUUUUACAACCAAAGGAGACGAUGGGGACCAUCUACACUGGCCAAUACACUGGACCUUUUGCACAGUGGCGCAGAGACGGUGAAGAGAAACUCGUCCAUCUCAAGGCUUUAUAUCUUCUAUCAAAUGUUCACUGUUGGAUCUUCUAUCCUGGGGCCAGCCUCUGUGACUCUGAUGGUAGCAGGUGCUUUUCAGUUUAUCUUCAGACUUGCCGGUACAACGUCUAUCAUCAUUGCAAGUGUUCCUCCCGUGUUUUACAUCAUCAUCUGCUUCAUAACCAAGGCCAACACCCAAAUCACAAUCGCUGGCAUUAUGAGUGUUCUUUAUGCAUUCCUCAUGACUGCAUCCUUCUUUUCUAUCAUUGGUGAUAUGGUGAUGCAGGGCACCUUCUUGACCCCUACUGGUUUGUUUCUGGUUUCUAUGACGGUCAUGUACUUGGUGACAGCUAUACUACACCCACAAGAGUUUGGGAUGAUUAUCUAUGGUCUGAUGUAUUUCAUCUGUAUCCCCAGUGGAUACCUUCUACUGACCAUCUACUCACUGGUUAACAUGGACAAUGUGUCUUGGGGCACAAGGGAAUCCAACAAGGGUGGAGGAGAAACAAAGAAAUACCAUAACGUUCUGUGUGACAGAAAAUGUGCACUCUGCUGCUGGGAUAUGAAGAUACAGAUAACCCAAGAAACAGAGAAUCGGAUGCUUCAACAGAUCACAAGUCAGACUGUACAGCAAGUCCAAGCACUCACAAACACCAAAUACCAAGAACUGCCUUUACAGCCAGCCUCAAAACUGGAGCCUGAAAACAAACUGGAUAUGACAACUGAAGCAGAACAAAUUAAAAAUUCUGCAGCUGGGGACCACAAAGGGAGCAUGUCAAAAAGCAGCGACCUCGCUACCACUCACAGUGAUGACAGCAUUGAGAAAAAGAGCUUAUUAAGCUCAUCUGAUGAAGACAGUGACGAUGAUGAUGAUAAUAAUAAUGACAACAUGAAUGCUAAUUUAGGGGAAAUGGAAGAGGAAUCUGUCGCAGACUGGGUGGAGCCAGUACAAAAAGAGUUUUUGAAGAAGCUGACUUAUGCCAACAUGAAGAGAAAUCUACAGGAACAAAUAAAAUACACACUCCGCAACAAAAAUGAUGAUGAAGUGUGUGACGACUUGGUCCUAAUGUUAACCGACACACUUAAUGUAGAGCUCAGUGGAGUGGGACCUGAAGAUAUUUUGCCACAAAUUAAGCUUGAGGAGUUGCAAUUCGCACUGACAAAGCAGGCUCGCCAAAUCCUGAAAACCAAUCGAAUGAUGAGAUUAGAAAAGAGGGUGAAACGAGCCAUUGAGAAAACCCUAACUGCCCCACUUGUACAGAAACUAGAUGAGGGUGAGAAUGACUUCUGGAACAAACUACUUGAGCGCUACUUGAAACCUAUUGUGGAAUCAGAAGACCAUAAACAGGACGUCAUCAGAGAACUCAAGUCACUGCGCAACAAGGCAGUGUUCCUGUAUUUCAUCGUCAACGUGCUUUGGGUGGUGGCUACCUUUUUCCUGCAGGCCAUUGGAAAUGAUGUUAUCAGCAUCAAGAUCCCCAAAUACACAUCAUCAGGAAAUCUUACCGGAGAGUACCUCAAGGUGGAGCCCGUCAGUUUGAUGUUCUUGUUGUCCUUUGCUAUUCUUCUCCUUGUCCAAUUUCUGGCCAUGCUUUAUCACAGGGUCUACACUCUGAUCCAUGUUGUCUCCUAUCGCAGCACAGAGAAAGAUUACGUAGAGAGAGAUGAAGAUAAGGAUGAAGAUGAACUCACUGUAGCAAACGAAUAUGCCAUUUCUAUCACCACCGAGGACUUGUAGUCAGUAACAACCAGCUGUAACACAAGAAAUCCCACACUGGCAUCAUCAGAGGCAACAAAUCAGCUUUUUUGCCUAAAAAAAAGGCUGUUUCCUCCACCCAAGCUUUUUUCUUUCAGCUUUCACAAUGUAUUAAAUAUUCUGUUUUUUGUUUCAUCACAUUAUCACUUUUAAGACAGGGCACAUCUUAAACUUGCCAAAACAAAAAAUAAUGAAGUUCAUCUGUUCUGCAGCAGCUGUUUGGUCUCCCAGCAGGAGAUUAGAGUGAAAUCCAUUUCAGGAGCAAAAAUGCACAAGGGAAAUCAGUUUUAACAGAUCAAAUAAGCUUUAUUUGACAAUGCAAAAUGAGAUUGCGAGUGUGGGUUUCAACAUGAUUUCAUUGGUGGUG